This is a messenger RNA of Metopolophium dirhodum (rose-grain aphid), 3248 nucleotides long. RefSeq lists its product as uncharacterized. NCBI's taxonomy places the organism in Eukaryota, Metazoa, Arthropoda, Insecta, Hemiptera, Aphididae. The transcript is spliced from 14 exons. Gene Ontology annotation, molecular function: nucleic acid binding. Bases 942 to 3248 code for a protein of 768 amino acids. The record is from RefSeq and is a predicted model, not a curated record.
GUAUGUUUUUGCAUAUUUUUCCUUUUAACUUUAAAUUUUUGUUAAUAAUCUCGACUAAUCAUUCUAAAUUGGAAUUGCUAUAAAUGUUUAUUUUGCAUAUUCUUCCGUAUUUGGCUGUAAAUGUAUGGUAUUCAUUGCAUGUUUCAAUGAAAUUACAAUUGUGUUUUUGUGAACCGCUGUAUACACGUCGCCGAGCAGUGGGGGGACGUGAACUAUGACGGGAAACAAUCAGACAAGCGGCACUCGCGACCGCCAUUACAAUGCGUGAAUGGUCGUUCUCUCGCGUGCGCGACUACAAUUCUACAAUAUGCUUUCAUACUUCUUAGUUCUUACACAUCGCCCGCCGCAGCUAAAAUUAAAAAGGGCCCCGUCACAAUUUUUACAAAUUAUUUUUCAAGUUUAUUGUAAUUCCCUGUAAUAACUGCAUUUGAUCGUAUAGAACGUCUUUGGUUAGGCUGAUAAAAAUAUUCAAUGGUAUUAUUGUUCCAAAAAAAUAAUUUCAUUAAAUAAAACUAUAAAAGUUUUGUUGAAUAGUGUUAAAAAUAUGGUUCGUAGAAAAUAUCGUUCUGAUAUCAAUUUUCCUGAAAACUAAUUUCCAGUUUUUUACGGCCCUCCGUAAGACGUUUUGGAUGAUAUCAAAAAUAUUUGCAAGUCCCAUUCUUCUAUUAUCUAUGCCGACUACCAUGGCUUGGUUGUGUCCGUCAUGCGUCAUGAUACCACAGAUUAUAUGAAAAUUUCAUAUAUUCUGUGAUACUAUGUGAUACCUUAAAAAUACAAAUUACAAAUUUACAACGGAACUUAUUUCAUUCUCUGCUCUUUGGACACGUGAUUGAAAUUGAGUUUUAGAUUUAAAAAUUCAAAGUCGAAGGUUGACACUUGACAGCGUAGAACAGAAUAAAUUAAAUAUUAAUACUAUUGCAUGACGUGUUUCUCGAUUAAAAAUGAAUGAGAAUUGUGUUGAUGAUAUUGAGAUAUUAAUGGUUGAUUCAUCAAAGCUUUUAGUAAAGGAAGGCUUCAUUAAUUUAUGCCAACAAUAUGGUUCAAUUAAAAAUAUUACUUUACAUAAAAGAAAUGAUGAAAAUCAAGCAUUUAUUCAGUUUGAAGACAAUGAUGUAGCACUUAAAUUUUUAAAUGAAAAGUUUGAUCUUCCAUCUUUCAUAAAAGCGAGUAUUUCUGGUCGAACAAAAAACAAGAUGGAAUCAUUAACAUUUAAAAAAGGAAAUGAAGAAGAUGUUGAAAAAUAUAAUGCUGACGAAAAUCUAAAAACAAUUAUUAAAGAAAAUAGAACAAAUGAAACAAAAUUUGGGACUUCAAUUUAUAUCGGGCCUAAUGUUUCUGGAAGAAGUUUAAUAGAGGAAUCUAAACAAUCAAAAGUAAAUAACAAAAUUAUACAUUAUAAUCUAGAAAAUGAUGAUCUUUUUGGAAGGCCGUUAAGUACAAAAUGGGAAAAAUUAAAAAAGCCUGAAUUUGAACUUAAUAAUCUUGAUUUUUAUUAUCGUUUUGAAAAUUGUUCUGGUGGUGAAAUUAAAAUUGAAAAAAAGUUAAGUCCAAACAUGUUUACUGGUUUGACUACAUUUUUUAAUGAUGGUGAUAAUAUACAAGAUAAAUUGAAGAUUAUUAGCAAUGAUAUUGAAUGUUCUGAUCUUCUAAAUAUAAAUAAUCUGAAAUAUGGAAUGUUAGUGGGCGCAUUUGAUAGUGCAACUAAUUUAUAUGGUCGUGGAUAUGUAACAUUGGUUGCUGGAAAUAGUGUUAAUAUCGCUAUGAGUGAUUAUGGUCGAGUAAUUAAUACAACUAAAAUUAGAGUACUACCAAAUAAACAUUCGAAGUCACCAGCUUAUUCAUUUAAAGUAUAUACCAAAGGUGACUAUGUUCCACAAUUAAAAAAUACAUCUUAUACAUUCAAAGUGCGCAGUGUAGGUUCUGAAAGAAUUGUUUUGAUUAUGUUUGAUGAAAAUAAAGAAAUUAAAGUGCAAUUGAAAAAAUGGCAGCCUACUGUUGAAGAAUCUGGUGUUUCAUAUAUUGAUUUUAAGAACAAUAGCUCGGUAGAAUUACUAAAGUUAAAAGAUAUGAACUCUGUAUUCAUUAGAUCAAAAGAAAAGCAUCAUUUUGAAUUUCUUUUUUCAUCCUGGAACAAUUUAGCAGCUUAUUGCUAUAAAAAUCGCAGGGGUCACCAACCUUUUCUAACAACUCAGCCUUUAAAUAGAGAACCGCUUUAUGGUGAAAUUGUUGGAUUUAAAUCAACCUUAACCAAUAACUAUGCCAGAGGUAGAAUUCAUAAAUUCUUUGGGGAUAAGAUUUAUUCUGUGAAGCACAUGGAUGAUCCUUUUAAAGAAAAUAUCAACUCAUCUGAAAUGAUAGAAUUACCGUUUGAGUAUAAAAGUAUGCCUGUAAGUUUUUUAAAAGUAGGACUGCAAAAUGCUUUACCAUAUCCUAUCCAGUUUGAUGCUAAAUAUUUAGUUGUGCAUGUUAUUGGUGUUCGCCUAUCUGUGCAUUUUGAUGAAGCAAAAGCAGAAGGAUGGAAAUAUGUAGAUUUAAAUAUUACACUUGUAAAAGAAAACUUGAAUUCUAUAUUGAAUAGUCUAGUCGAACCUUUGUGGCUGAAAGAUAAUGCUACCAUAGAUAGUAUAGAUGAUAUUGCAACAUUUACCAAGUACAUGGAUUUGUCAAGGAUUGAAUUAGUUGAAAAAUCAGUUGUGACCAUGAAGUUUGUUGUGUUUCAUGAUGGAGUAUUUUAUAUGAGAGAUAAAUUUUUUGGAAAGUCUUUCUCACUUUUAUCUGACAUGAUUAAAGAGUAUUGUAGCUUAAGUUUAAAUCCUUAUUUGCCACAUAUUGAUGAAGUAUGCCUUGGCCAAUUUCCAGAUGGUAUGUGGUACAGGGUAAUAUGUGAUCAAAUGAAACCUGGUGAAUUGGUUAAAGUACAUUCUGUAGAUUUGGGAAACAUUGCAUUUUUGAGUUCUAGAAAUAUAAAAAAACUUCCAGAAGAAUUACUAUUUCAUCCAACUCAUGUUGCUCUGUGUAUUUUAAGUAAACACUAUAUUGUUAAUUUUCAAAGCUAUAUAAGUGCAAUUAAUUUAAUUUCAAAAUAUUAUGUUUGUUUUUUAGAUAAUUCUAUUGAGAUAAAUGAAAAAAAAAUAGAAUUAUUGGAAAAAUAUGAAAAUACCGAUUGUGAAAUAACUAUUGUGAAAAGCUUAGGUGGUAAAAAUCAUUAUACAUUCAAUUGUCCAUUCAUCGAAGAGAUUCUUCAAUGA